Molecule: messenger RNA, 1018 nt
Organism: Salarias fasciatus (jewelled blenny)
Lineage: Eukaryota; Metazoa; Chordata; Actinopteri; Blenniiformes; Blenniidae
Gene: vma22
Product: vacuolar ATPase assembly factor VMA22
Exons: 6
Coding region: 16-795 (259 amino acids)
Biological process (GO): vacuolar proton-transporting V-type ATPase complex assembly
Source: RefSeq, a predicted model, not a curated record
CGGAAUUGUUCAGUCAUGAAGUAUUUCACGUCACGUGGAGUGAGAAAGAAAGAGUUUGGACUUGCAGAAAGAGUCGACAUGGGUGUGUCAGAUGUGGAAGAAGCGUCUCUGUCUUUGGACGAAAAGCUUCUUCGCUUUAUGGACCAGCUGGAGUUACUGGAGGAGAAACGAGCCAAACUGAACUCUCUGAUAGAGCAGGGAUGGUUUUCAAUAUCGAAGGCUCGAUAUUCAAUGGGAAACAAACAAGUCUCUGCACUUCAAUACGCCAGUGAAAUCGAGCCACUGGUCUUUGUUAAUUCGAGAAGGCUGGAAAACUGUGGGGUUGAAUUCUGCACUGAGAGACCGAAUCAGGAGAGAAACACUUCAAGUUCUAUAGAAGACAUUGGACCUAAAGAAUCAGGUGUCAGGAGAAGAAACAAACCAAAAAAUGAUGCAGCGGAAAAAGAGGCGAGCAAGGAUGCCAGCAGUGAGAAAACCCCUGAAUUAAAUCCUGUCAAUGAAAGUCACCAAAAUCCUCAACAAGAUCCUCUAAAGUGGUUUGGGAUUUUAGUGCCACAGUCUCUCAAACAAGCACAGUCUUCUUUCAAGCAAGUGAUCGAGCUGUCUGCAGAGAUUGCAACACUCCAGGAUGCCAUUUCAAACAGCAGGCAGGAGCUGAGCCUCAGCCUGAAAAACAAACAAACUGCAGCAGAGCGAGUCGGCAGUCCUCUUGGGCAAGGUGACAAGCUGAAUGGCUCUGGAGAAUCAAAGCAGAAAGACUCUGGAGGAGAGGUUCCCAUCAAAGAGAGCCUAUAGAUUAUAAUUCAUGAUCUGAAGAGCUCAGCAGUCACUCUCUGGUGGAAAACACAUGAAGUAUUUCAUAUUGUGUAAUUUUUUUAAUGUAAUAAUUAUUUUUGGUGUUAUACUGUGACUUGUAACUUUUGUGAGAUGUGUUCAAACUGUAAUUGUGGAUUCCUCAGGUUGAAAAAAUGUUUUGUUGAUUCAUCUUCAACUCCUGGACAUUUUCAAUAAAUGAUUA